GGGAAAACAAACCAGAAGUUAGUGCUGAUUUACGCUUUCCUGAGGGAAUUAAAUACAACCAGCCAGAUGUGAGUAAUAGCCGGACAGACGUUACCACACUGACCCCAUGGUUAGCUCCAAUCAUAUGGGAAGGAACGUUUGAUCUGUCGGUGAUCGACAGCAUUUACUCACAAAAGAAUAUCACCGUGGCAACCACAGUCUUCGCUCUGGGGAAGUAUGUCCGUUUCCUGAAGGAAUUCCUGGAGUCAGCGGAGCAGCACUUCAUGGUUGGUUACCGUGUUCAUUAUUACCUGUUUACCGAUCGCCCGGAUGAGGUUCCUACUGUAACGCUGCGGCCAGGUCGUAAGUUGACCAAGAUAAAAACACCAAGCUCAAACCGGUGGCAGGAAAUUACACUGCGCAGGAUGGAGAUGAUUGAAAAGCUCAUUGAGGAACAUCUUGUCAAUGAAGCUGACUACAUCUUCAGCCUGGAUGUUGACUCUAAAUUCUAUGGCCACUGGGGGGCGGAGACUUUGUCUGAUAUAAUUGCUGUUCUGCACCCUGGGUAUUUCGGAACACCACGGACAGCAUUCCCAUAUGAGAGACGUCCCGAGUCUGUGGCCUUCAUCCCACCAGAAGAGGGAGACUACUACUAUGGAGGAGCCGUGAUCGGAGGACGCAUUGGCAAUGUACACAAGCUGACAAAGACGUGCCGCAUACAGCUGGACAUUGACCGAGCCAAUAAGAUUGAAGCAGCAUGGCAGGAGGAGUCUCACCUGAACAAGUACUUCCUGUACAACAAACCCAUCAAAGUGCUCUCACCUGAGUACCUGUGGCAGGACUUCAAACAGAAAACCAGCAACAUGAAAGUGAUACGCUUCUCACAGGUGAUCAAGAACUACGCUGAGGUUCGACCCAAUAAAUAACUAACACCAGCUUAGGAAGCAAUUAAUUAAUUAGGUCAUCACACAACGACACACACAAUCAAAUCACCUCUUAUGACUUUCCUGUUAACAUAAAUUAAUUAAACUGAUAAACCUUUACACAUUGAAUUAAGCUCUGCUUUGCUAACAUGCAUAUUUAUGUAUACUUAUAAAGAACAUAAAGAACAUCCUGAAAAGAUGAAAAUAUGCAGCCAACACUAACUAUUAACUUCAUACUUCAGCAUACAGUUUAUUAAAGAAUUAGGCAAAAAUAAAAUCUGAAAUAAUUUGUAAAUGUUUAAUGUGUCUAUCUAAUUCAGACCCUUUUAUUAUAACGUUGUGUUAGGAAUGACUUUAUUAAAAUCCAUUACUUCUUAGAAUGUCCCCCCCCACACACACACACACUGUGGUGGUGUAGGAUUUGUAGGAUUAGUUUAUUAUUUUUCUAUGAUUAUUUUGUGAAAGAUAGAUAUUUAAUCAUUAAGAUUGACUCAAUGUGAUUUUUAACUCAAUGUGAUCAACUGUCGAUGUAAACGCCUGUCCUCAUAUUUUUCUCAUGAAGAAAUUGUCCUUGUUUUCUGUUUUUCUCUUGUUUUAGCCUUGGAUAUUAUCUAUAUG
This is a messenger RNA of Tachysurus fulvidraco (yellow catfish), 1520 nucleotides long. RefSeq names its product globoside alpha-1,3-N-acetylgalactosaminyltransferase 1-like. The transcript is spliced from 4 exons. Bases 264 to 905 code for a protein of 213 amino acids. Gene Ontology annotation, cellular component: membrane; Golgi apparatus; vesicle. The record is from RefSeq and is a predicted model, not a curated record. Gene Ontology annotation, molecular function: hexosyltransferase activity. Gene Ontology annotation, biological process: carbohydrate metabolic process. Lineage: Eukaryota; Metazoa; Chordata; Actinopteri; Siluriformes; Bagridae.